This is a messenger RNA of Microthlaspi erraticum, 483 nucleotides long. Lineage: Eukaryota; Viridiplantae; Streptophyta; Magnoliopsida; Brassicales; Brassicaceae. The record is from the annotation of a GenBank genome assembly.
AUGGAAGAAAAGAAGGAGACGGUCGAACAGAAUACAAGACGGCCGGAGGAAUCACAUCCCGAAGCCUUUGGUGUGCACAACGAACCAUCUCCGACUCCACACGUUCGAACAGCCCCAAACUGCACUAGGAGCCAUAAAACUUUAGGUUGGUCGAUGAAAUUUCAUUUCAGUACGAUGAAUUCCUUACUAGUUCAAGAGAUGGCCGACAGAGUGACAUUUGGCCGAUCGCGAGCAAGUAAAUGGCCGACAACAAAUCACGGCAUUUACCGCGGCCACCGGCUCAAAUCAACUCAUCAAGCAUCCACAAGGCAUCCAAGAAGAAAAUCCAGAUUGGAACGAGCGCAAUUGGAGAAGGCCGAAGGAAGACGUUCCCGGAGCCGCUUUGAAAAGUUUUCAAAGGAAUCUCAAACCACUCGUUCAAACGACCCCAUACUUCACCAGUCGCCAUAUUAUACAAUAUUGGUCGACGAAAUUUCAAGAUAG